AUGGUUGAACAUUCCGCGAGUGAUGAUGAAGGCGAGAUCGAUAAUAACCUACAAUGGUCUCCAUCUCGAUCGCAAUCAGCUCGUGAUGGUAACGAAGUUGAUUGGAGUGAUGAUGACAUGAUGGCGAUUGAUAACUUCCAGUGGUCUCCAGAGCAUUAUAACUCAGUUAGACCAGCUGGUGUUGAGACUGACGAGACAGUUGCUAGAUUCAUUGAAAUGGGAUUCUCUGAAGAAAUGAUUGCGCAAUUAAGGAAACCGAUGGUGAGGAAAUUUGGAGCAAAUGUGGAUCCUGCACAGAUUCUAGAGACUCUUGUGAAAAUUUCUGCGAGUUCGGAAGCCAACUCUUCGAAAUCUAAGCUCAUCGAUGAGCUCAUUUUGAUGGGUUUCUCUGAGGAGAUGGUGAUAAAGGUCAUAAAUGAAUAUGGAGAAGAAAACGUGGACGAGAUUACCAAUGUGCUGCUCAGUUAUGCAGAGGCAGAGAAACUCUGUAAAAGAGAAGAUGAAGACAUCAACAUCAUCAACUUGUCAGAUGGAGAGAAUGAGCUAAACUCCUCCAGUGAAGUCAGUACAUUGCAAGCUUUAAUCAAAAUUGGCUAUCCGAGAGAGGAGGCUUCUAUAGCUAUAGAGAGAUGUGGAGAAACGGCAAAUGUGGCAGAAGUUACUGACUUCAUCGCUGCUGCUCGUUUGGCUCGAGAGUACGAUGACUUUUUUGAAGAGCCAAUAAUACAACACAGUAAGAAGAGCCGAGUAGACAAUGAGCCGUCUAGAAGAGGGAGAAACCCAAGAAUGGCCAUGUCCAGUGAUCACCAGCUUAUCACGUUACCAAACCCGAUGAUUGGGUUUGGUUUACCAGACGGAACUGGACUGAUGACAGAGAGACCAGACCCAAUCCCAGCUGUUGCUUGUGGUCCUCCAUAUUUCUACUACGAGAACGUUGCUAUGGCGCCAAAAGGAGUUUGGACAACGAUCUCUAAGGAGUUAUAUAACAUCAAGCCAGAGUUCGUUGACUCCAAGUACUUCUGUGCAGCUAUGAGGAAGAGAGGAUAUGUUCAUAACCUUCCAAUAAGGAACCGUUUCCAAAUUCUGCCUCUGCAACAUCAGAAGAUUCAAGAUGUCCUUCCUUUGACAAGGAAAUGGUGGCCUAGCUGGGAUGAGAGGACCAAGUUGAACUGCCUGGUGACCUGCGGUGGCAGUGCUACAGACACAGAGAAAGUAAGGGCUGAGCUUGAGAAGUUUGAUGGGAAGCCACCUCCACAUGUGCAAAAAGCUCUCCUUGUCGAUUGCAAAAAGGGAAAUUUGGUGUGGGUCGGUAAAAACAGAGUCGCUCUUUUGGAGCCUGAGGAGAUAGAGAGGUUGCUUGGUUUCCCAAGAGACCAUACUCGGGGAGGUGGUGUGAACACAACCGAGAGGUUCAAGUCUUUGGGAAAUUCAUUUCAGGUUGAUACAGUUGCGUAUCAUUUGUCAGUCUUGAAGGUUCUGUUUCCGAAUGGAAUCAAUGUCCUUUCACUCUUCACGGGUAUCGGUGGUGGCGAAGUCGCGCUUCACAGACUCGGUAUUCCAAUGAAGGUUGUUGUAUCUGUGGAGAUUUCAAGGGUCAACCGAAACAUCCUUAGGAGUUUCUGGGAACAAACCAAUCAAGAGGGAACACUGAUAGAGAUUACUGACGUUACAGAGCUAAAAACGGAGGAGAUAGAAGACCUCAUGGAGAGAUUUGGUGGUUUCGAUUUGGUGAUAGGAGGAAGCCCUUGCAACAACCUUGCUGGAGGCAAUCGGGUUUCGCGGAAGGGACUUGAAGGAGAACAGUCUCAGUUGUUCUAUGACUAUUGCCGUAUCCUGAAGGAUGUUCGUAACAAAGAAGCGAGAAUGAGGAGAGGAGGACUUUAA
Microthlaspi erraticum is the source of this 1884-nucleotide messenger RNA. The record is from the annotation of a GenBank genome assembly. Lineage: Eukaryota; Viridiplantae; Streptophyta; Magnoliopsida; Brassicales; Brassicaceae.